Molecule: messenger RNA, 864 nt
Organism: Aspergillus tanneri
Lineage: Eukaryota; Fungi; Ascomycota; Eurotiomycetes; Eurotiales; Aspergillaceae
Gene: atsC
Product: SDR family oxidoreductase
Exons: 2
Coding region: 1-864 (287 amino acids)
Molecular function (GO): oxidoreductase activity
Source: RefSeq, a predicted model, not a curated record
AUGGCUGACCAAGGCAUUCGAAAAUAUUCUUUCCAACAGGCCAAGGCCGAUGUGGUUAUCUCAGAUCCUUACAAUUCUUAUAUUCUAAUCAUGCCAGAGAAAGUUGUCCUUGUCACCGGCGCCAACCAGGGCUUAGGCUUUGCUAUUGUCCAAGUUGCUAGCCUGCGUCACCCAUCCAACACAUAUAUCCUUUGCAGCCGUGACCUUAAUGCUGGUCAACAAUCGGUGCAGAAGCUGAGAGACCUCGGAGUCACCGCUAAGAUCGAUCUGGUUCAGCUGGACGUCACGGACGAUCAGCAGAUCGCUGCGGUUGCUAGGCAUGUCACAGACACUUACGGUAAACUCGAUGUCCUAGUGAACAAUGCCGGCAUAAUCCGUGUCCCACCGCAAAAUGAUCUUUCCGGAGCCCGCAAGACCUACAAUGAAAUCCUCAAUGUCAACAUUACCUCUGUCGCAAUUGUCACGACUGCCUUUACACCUCUUCUCUACAAGUCCUCUGACCCCAUAGUGAUCAAUCUUUCCUCGGGGCUUGGCAGCAUCCAAAACUCGCUGACCAAGAAGAUGGGGCGCUCGCCGCCCUAUGGGUCCAGCAAGAUUGGAGUGAAUGGCCUGACGGUUCACAUGCAAGUUGCAGAGAAUGAUCGUGUGGAAGCGGAGGGAACCAGUGACAAACCUCUCAUUCGUUUCUAUGUUUGCGCGCCCGGCCCACUCAAGACAGCCUUUACCAAUUUUUGGCCUAAUGGACGGUCUCCGGAGGAUGGUGCUGAGGUCAUCGUUCAGCUGCUUGCAGACGAUAGCAAGAAGUAUGAUGGUGGUUCUUAUUGGGAGUAUGUGGACAAUCAGAUGAAGGUUGUUCCAUGGUAG